AGCACAACUGCUGCACAUCAAGACAAAACAGGAGAUGCUGGAGCUGCCAAACUACAAACUAAACCAAGAUGUCCCUACUAGAUGGAAUUCAAGCCAUGACAUGGUUGAGAGAUACCUUGAGCAGAAAGUUGCGGUGUAUUCUACACUGACUGAUCAAGCUGUGAGGAAGAAUGUCAAAGAUAUUGUGACCUUGUCUGAAAAUGACAUAAGACUAGCAGAGGAAGUUAUCAAAGUGUGCAAACCUCCCAAAACAGUCACAACACUUAUAUGCACUGAGAACAUUCCAUCAGUUUCCAUGGUCCUACCUAUGAAAACAAUGAUCCUGAAAUCAAUGGUGGCAUCUGAUGAAGAUGAACCCGCAGUAAGGGAUGUCAAGACUGCUAUCAGAGUUAACCUGGAGCCUAGAUAUGCUGACCCUGGUGUCCAAGACUUCUUACACAAGAGCACCACUUUGGACCCCCGGUUCAAGUCCCUGCUGUACAUGGAUGCUGCUGCUCGUCUGAGAGUCAAUGAACUCACAGCAGAAAUUGAGACCAAUAUACAACAGGGUCAAGCCCUCUCCAGAGAUGGCAGACGACAGGGGUUCUACUCCAGAAAAGGAGGUGACCUCAUACAGGGAAGUGGACUGUAUUCCCCUGGAUGCUAAUCCACUUACAGGGUGGAAGACCAAAGAGUUAACAUACCUUCAUGUUGCCAUGUUAGCAAGGCGCUACCUGGCUGAGCCUGGGACCUCUGUCCCUAGCGAGAGGGUGUUCUCCACAGCGGCUGACAUAGUCACAGUAAACCAAUCUGUGCUCACUGCAGAUCAUGUGGAAAGACUAAUCUUCUUAAAGAAAAACUUGAAAAUCUGAUUACAUUUCAUUUUUUUCCCCAAGUAACCAGUCUCAAGUGGUCCUAUUUUGUUUAAGGCACUGCUAUGUGACUUAAUUUAGAUAUAUGCUGCUGGACUAUACACUGUUGUUGAAGUUCUGUUUUAAAUGACUAUUUGUUUUCAUGUUACAAGGCAGGCCCUGUUGUUUUUUGUUGUCCCUUUGUUUCCAUAUGCUCCUGGGAAUUCAAGCUACCCAUGUUUACUAUUAUAAUAAA
Salvelinus sp. IW2-2015 is the source of this 1086-nucleotide messenger RNA. The record is from RefSeq and is a predicted model, not a curated record. NCBI's taxonomy places the organism in Eukaryota, Metazoa, Chordata, Actinopteri, Salmoniformes, Salmonidae.